CGCCCGCCCGCCCGGGCGGCCCCGCCGCCGCGCCGCGCCCGCUCCCCAAAUACACCUUUGCGGCGCCGGGGAUCGGCAGCGGCGCCUUGCCCAGAGCCCCUCCGCGGGGCUGCGCGGCCGCGGGCAGCCCCCGCGCCAUGAGAGGACAACAACCCUUUCAUCAGUUAUUGCCUUUGCUCAAGUAGCAAAAUACUGUGGUGUGAAAGAGCCUAGAAUCUUGCUGGGAAAAAAGGUCCUACUUUGUAAUGGGCACACAUUUGUUCCUGUGGUGAUUUAUAGCCUCCAGUAAUCUUCCACAGUGGUUGCCUUAUCUACUAUUCUGGCAUCUUCUGCUCUUGUUAGUAAACAGAAGAGAACUAUAAAACACAAAGCCAAGUACUCUUAAUCUCAAGAGAAAGACUUUGUACAGUAUGUUCUGUACAAAAUUGAAAGACUUGAAGAUCACAGGGGAAUGUCCUUUCUCCUUACUGACUCAAAGUCACAUUACUGAGGAACAUGACAAGGACUGCACAGAAAACAGCUCUAGAGCAGCUUUGCCCAUCUGCAAAGAAGUUCAUGAAAAAGAUGCUCAAGGAAAACUUCCACAAAGGAAAACGAGCAGAAGUAGAGUGUACCUGCACACAUUAACUGAAAGCAUCUGCAAAUUAAUCUUUCCUGAGUUUGAAAGGCUUAAUCUUGCACUUCAGAGAACACUUGCAAAACACAGAAUAAAAGAAACCAGAAAAACUGGGGAUAGAGAAGAUUUUGAAAAAAUAAUCAGUGAUCAUGCUAAUGCAGCAGGUGUUCCUGUGGAGUCUCUACAGGAAUCUCUUGGUGAAGAGCUAUUCAAAAUAUGCUAUGAAGAGGAUGAACACAUAUUAGGGGUUAUUGGAGGAACCCUUAAGGACUUCUUGAACAGUUUCACUACUCUGCUGAAGCAGAGCGGCCACAGCCAAGAAGCAGGAAAAAAGGACAGACUUGAAGACGCCUCCAUAUUAUGCCUGGAGAAAGAUCAGGACUUCUUAAAUGUGUAUUAUUUCUUUCCUAAGAAAAUUACGAGUCUUAUUCUAUCUGGUAUUAUUAAAGCAGCAGCUCAUAUUUUGUAUGAAACUGAGGUGGAAGUGAUGCUCAUGCCUCCUUGUUUCCACAAUGACUGCACUGAGUUUGCUAAUCAGCCUUAUUUGCUGUACUCUAUACAAGUCAAAAGUGCAAAACCUUCGUUAUCUCCAUGUAAACCACAGUCUUCACUUGUGAUUCCUGCCUCUGUGUUCUGUAAGACUUUCCCAUUUCAUUUUAUGUUUGACAAGGAUAUGUCAGUUCUUCAAAUUGGAAAUGGGAUAAGAAGACUUUUGACCAGGAGAGAAUUUCAAGCUAAGCCUAAUUUUGAAGAGUAUUUUGAAAUUCUUACCCCCAAAGUAAGCUGCACUUUCAGUGGAAUAAUGACAAUGCUAAAUAUGCAGUUUACUGUACGAGUCAGAAGAUGGGAUAAUACUGAUAUGAAAUCAUCCAUGGUAAUGGAUCUUAAAGGCCAAAUGAUCUAUAUUUUUGAAUCCAGUGCCAUCCUAUUCUUGGGAUCGCCUUGUGUGGAUAGACUAGAAGAUUUUACAGGACGUGGAUUGUACCUCUCAGAUAUUCCCAUUCACAAUGCAUUGAGAGAUGUUGUUCUGAUAGGAGAGCAGGCCAGAGCUCAGGAUGGACUGAAGAAGAGGUUAGGAAAGCUAAAAGCAACCCUUGAGCAGGCCCAUCAAGCACUUGAAGAAGAAAAGAAGAAGACCGUAGAUCUUCUGUUUUCAAUCUUUCCUGGAGAGGUUGCUCAGCAGCUGUGGCAGGGGCAAGUUGUGCAAGCCAAGAAAUUUAAUAAUGUCACAAUGCUUUUCUCUGACAUUGUUGGAUUCACUGCCAUUUGUUCCCAAUGCUCACCUAUGCAGGUUAUCACCAUGCUUAAUGAGCUUUAUACUCGCUUCGAUUACCAAUGUGGAGAGCUAGAUGUCUACAAGGUUGAGACUAUUGGAGAUGCCUACUGUGUCGCUGGAGGUUUACACAAAGAAAGUGAAACACAUGCUAUUCAGAUAGCAUUGAUGGCCCUGAAGAUGAUGGAGCUGUCAGAUGAGGUGGUGUCUCCCCAUGGAGAGCCUAUCAAGAUGCGUAUUGGCCUUCAUUCUGGAUCUGUCUUUGCUGGAGUUGUUGGGGUUAAAAUGCCUCGUUACUGCCUUUUUGGAAAUAAUGUAACUCUUGCCAAUAAGUUUGAAUCUUGCAGUAUACCUAGAAAAAUAAACGUCAGCCCAACAACUUACAGGUUGUUAAAGGAAUAUCCAGGUUUUGUGUUCACACCUCGCUCAAGAGAAGAGCUUCCACCAAAUUUUCCCACUGAUAUCCCUGGAAUUUGCUAUUUUCUGGAUGCUUAUAUUCAAGGAACAAACUCACAGACUUGGUUUCAAAAGAGAGAUUUGGAAGACGGCAAUGCCAAUUUUUUGGGUGAGGAAACAGGAAUAGACUAAAUGGUACAUUCACAAGUGUAUAGAAUAAGUUUAUAAAUAUUUUGAUUUUUUUGUAUGAAUUGCAAAUUUUUAAAAAUGUAUGAAACAUGAAAGCACUUUAGAUUGUUAACACCUGAAAGCCAGUAUUAAAAUUUCAGGAAGUACGUCACUGACUACUUUUUAUUUUUUUCUUUGCAUAGGAACAUAGUCACUAAAAUAAUGUUGCAACUUCACUGUUGAAAAUGCUACUAAAACCUACAUUUUCCCUGUGGUAAUUUGUAAGUGCGUAACAGCUCUCUGAGUUCUCUCUGUGCUGAGAAUUCUAGAUGUAUUGUAUAUGCAGCGUGUCAGGAAAUGUAAUGUGCAAGUGAUGCAGCUACAUGCAGUGUUGUGAGCUGGUGCUUAUCAAUGACUAUUAAAAUAUAUUUUCUUAGUGAUUCCAUAAGAAAAUGUCCAUUAAAAUAUUGUUGUUGCUAUCACAUACGCAUUCCAGUGCAUCAUUUGGGCCCUAUCCUAGAAGCUGCUGACCAUCUUCUAACACUGAUUGGAGUCAACGUGUUGAGGGUGCUCAGCAUCUUCUGGAUCAGGCUGCUAACUGUAGCUAAUACACAUAUACAUAGCAAAGUUUGCUGCUUACUGUUUCAUGAACUUUAUUUUGUGUAUAAAAUGAAUAUAGAUUAAAGCACUGUAUAAUUACAUACUAAAGUCUCUGUAAUCAUCAAACCAUAUUUUAGUUUUUGGGGUUUUUAAAAUACUUUACAAAAAUAAUAAUAUCCACUUGCUAUUAUGUAUUAGAGCAAUAAAUGUUUUCUUUUUGUUGUCAUUUAAAUUUGAAAUGUUUUAAAAGAAGUGUAAUAAAACAUGCUUUGAAGUGUUCGCUUAGAAUGGAAAUUCCAGUCAGACUGUUUAAAAUCGAACAGAAGCACACUGGUUUAAAGCUAUGAUCCUUAUUCAGAACGGCAACUUGGGUAUGAAUGACAUAUUAUUGAAAUUCCUGUGGUAUACUCACUUUAAAGUUGCCAGGGAAUCUACAAGUCAACAGAAAUGCUUUAAAACAUAUGAACACAUAUGUGAGAUAUUACUAUUAAUACAGUACAAGCUUUUCUAUUGUGAAUGGUGGAACAUGAGUGGAGAACUCUAAAGGGUCUGCCUCUAGAACUGGCAGAAUAGAGUUAGUUACGAGUCCUGAGUUUAGGAUUCUGCCUCUCUAACUAGCAGAUCCAUCUGCACAGAAAUUUCUCCAUGCCACACAGUUUGAUCCCACCUGCGGGCUGGAGAACUGCACUGCUUACACACAUAAAAUAUUUCCAGGAGUAUCAAAUAUUAUUAGUUAUUAUUCUAACCUCUUAAACUGUUUGGUUUUGGCAUAUCAAGCAUAAAAGUCUUUCUUCAAGCUACUUGCUACUGAAUCAGAUUUUGCUCUCUGAAUAUUUACAGGGAGCAAUUACAUUAGACUAAGGUGCCAGUCUGUUCAUUUUCUGAACUUGACAGGUUCAUUCUGAAGCUCAAUACACUUUUAUCCUACUAUGUUGCAGUAGAAACUCAUACAGAACAUGUACUAUCAGAGCCUUGAGAAAAAUCCUUAUAAGGGACUAGCACUAAGAACAUUUUAAAAGCAUAUUUUAAUUCAGAUUUCCUGUAAGCAGCAUUUGAACAAAACUUGAAACAUUGAAUCCUGCUAUUGCUUGAGGUCUCCUGUAUCCAUCCAAGAUGGUUAGAAAUAAUUGUGACACAAAAGUGGAACCUGAAAGUCUCUCUAUAUAUGCACAUCUCUCUCUUGCACACGUCAUACCUAUACACGCACAUAUACAAGCAUAUGUAUUUGUAACAUUUUUAACAGCAGUGUUUCAAGGAAUGAGAACUAUGCAAACCUUGGCAACUGAUCUUUGCAAUAUUAUUUUGGUCAGAAAAUUCUGUUCUAUUGACAUAAAUACCAGGAUGCUGGUAGCAGUCCCAUGUGUCUGCUCCUGGAUUUAAAAAUGUGGGAGUGUUUGACGACCGACUCUUAGUAGGCUCAUGGUAUUAAGCCAGUAAUGACUGAAGUCAGUAGGAAUCUAUCCAUCCCUGUCAUCUGUUGAAUGUUAAAAAACAAAUAGGCUUUUAAAUAAAAAGGAUUUCUUUCUCCAUAUUUACCAAAUGGGAGGGACUCUUAGGAGUGAAUUUCCUUUUGUCCCCAGGAAAGAACUAUUGCUGGACUGGAUGAUGGCCGUUCUCAAAGCCAGAUUUCAUAUAAAUCUGUCAUUCAGUAGGAUGUUCAUCAUGGCAGUUCCCGACACCUUCCUAAAUGUAUCUCUGUAAAAUAAAAUGUGCCCUUGGCCUUAGUUCUUAUUACAGAUCAAAUUAAUCUUCCAACAUUACUUUUUAUAACUCUCUGUUUUUUAACAAACCCUAGGCUACAUUACCAGCUGGGAUAGAAUUGCUGUAGAGUUCCUUUUACUUCACUAACUUUUUUUUCUGAAAAGUUCAAAACAUUCCCAUGUCUACUUCAGCCUUGGUUCAGAGAAAAAUCCUGAUAAGGCGCUUAAGUGUACACAUAAAACAAUACACUUGAAUCUCAGUGAAGUAAAUAGGAUUUAGGCAGGUAUUUAAGACAAUGAUUCAAGAAAGUUCAUUAAAAUGUACUUGUGUUCAGGCCUGUUCUGAAAAAAAACCCACAAGCCUAUGCUUAGCUUUAAGCAGAACUGAAAAAUUUAGGUCUCACUUAAACCUGUUUAAGUUUUUUGCUGAAUGAAUAUGUAUUUAAUAAGGGACAAUUAUUUUUAACUAAUCUUUUCACUUAGAUCUUAAUUAGUCCUUUCACUUUUUAAGUAAUCUUUUCACUUAAAUUAAAGCCAAUGGGAAAAAAGGAAUCAGAAAGCCAAUGAGCAAAUUGUUGAGAUAAACAAAAGGAAGGCAAUUUAACUGAUAUAAUACUGGGAGAUUUUGCAAGGAAAUAAAACAGUUGUUUUUAAGCUGA
Harpia harpyja (harpy eagle) is the source of this 5412-nucleotide messenger RNA. RefSeq names its product guanylate cyclase 1 soluble subunit alpha 1 (gene GUCY1A1). Gene Ontology annotation, biological process: response to oxygen levels; cGMP biosynthetic process. Gene Ontology annotation, cellular component: guanylate cyclase complex, soluble. Bases 411 to 2477 code for a protein of 688 amino acids. NCBI's taxonomy places the organism in Eukaryota, Metazoa, Chordata, Aves, Accipitriformes, Accipitridae. Gene Ontology annotation, molecular function: guanylate cyclase activity; heme binding. The record is from RefSeq and is a predicted model, not a curated record. The transcript has 10 exons.